Drosophila grimshawi is the source of this 1644-nucleotide messenger RNA. RefSeq lists its product as uncharacterized. Bases 78 to 1331 code for a protein of 417 amino acids. Lineage: Eukaryota; Metazoa; Arthropoda; Insecta; Diptera; Drosophilidae. Gene Ontology annotation, biological process: ubiquitin-dependent protein catabolic process. The record is from RefSeq and is a predicted model, not a curated record. Gene Ontology annotation, cellular component: cytosol. Gene Ontology annotation, molecular function: polyubiquitin modification-dependent protein binding. The transcript has 3 exons.
UUGUUUUCGAGACAACGAGACGCAGUUGAAAAAUAAUUCAAUAACAAAGCAUUCACAAAAAUAGAAAACAUACAAACAUGACAUCAAACACUGUAUAUGCUGGCGUUCAUGUUAAAAACAAACUGAGCGACUUUUAUCCCGUGCACAACAUUGAUAUGGAACAAAAUGUUGCGUACUUGAAAAAGAUCAUCUCGCAGCAGCUGCAGCUGCAGUUCGAUGCUACCGAACUUGAUAUAUGCUACCUGGGCAAGGUGCUCAACGACGAAUCCAAGCUGUCUAGCACAAUGAAACCGAAUGCGAUUGUCCAUUGUUUUCGCAAAAUAAAAUCGUAUACGCCAUACGAGCCGCCUGCUGCCAGCGACAUUGAUACCAAGCAUAUACAGGAGCUAUUUUCCCUAACGUCGCAUUUGCAAAUUAGCGUCACGUCCCGUUUUAAUAUAUUGCAAAAAAUACUAGCCGAAUAUCCAGAGUUUCGUCGCAAUUUGGGCGCACAGGCUCUAAUACGCGACUCGGUGCUAUUCAAUAUGCUUCACGAGCCGGAAGUGGUGCAGAAUCUGGUGCGCGAUUACCCAUUGAUAUGCGAUGCGUCUUCGUUUAUUGUCGAGACCAUACGCAAGGAAUUGGCGCGCAAUAGUUCCGCCACGCAAUUUCAGGAACAGGCUGCCUCAGAGUCGACGACCUCGUCGGAGGAGGAGAACUCCUUGGGCGCCGGCAGCAGCAGCAGUGGUGGUAGCAGCAGCACUGCAGCCGCCAACUUGGCUGCCAAUCGUCGCGAUGAGAUGGCCAACAUACGCCAGAUCAGUCGCCAGCAGCUGGCUAUUGCAUUGGCGCGUGUUGACAUGAGCUCUGUCAACUCGCUGUCGAACAUAGCGGAGCGCCAAGGGGGCGAGGCACUCGGCGAUGAGCGACCACGCAGCAGCACUGCAGCUACAACUAGUGUCACUGGACCUGGUGCUGCUGCUGCAGUAGCUGCACCUACAAUCUCCUCGGAGCUAUUGCGCAAUGAGGUGGCGCGUGCUUUACAAUCGUUACAGCAGCAGGCACCGCCGCCAUCAUCAUCAGCAUCAGCUGUCGAAAGCAUGGACAUCGAGUCAGCUUUGGAUACAGUGUCCAGAGAUGCUGUUGUCGAUGAGCACGACGAUGAUGAAGAUGGUGUUGCUGGCGAUGAUAGCGAUGUGCUGCCCCGCCGCUAUCGCCGACAUCGCUUCACCGAACAGCUGCGCACAAUGGCUGCCAUGGGCUUUAUUAAUCAUACCCAAAAUGUUAACUACUUGACGUUGGCCGAUGGCAAUGUGGAGCACGCCAUUAACCUGCUAAUGGGCAUGAUUUGAACGGCUUGAAACGGUUUAGCACUUAGCGAUUGUAUUUAUUCUGCUGCUGGUGAUGCCAGCUAUUAUAUAAAUAUAUGCAUAUAUAUAUAUAUAUAUUCAUACACGUAUAUAUAUAUAUAUAUAUACUUAUGUACACUUAAGCGAUUUAGCAUUAUGUUUUAAUAGUUGCGUAUUCAGCCAUAUAUAUAUAUGCAAUCUCAAAUAUCUCCAAGUAUUCAUACAAAUCCGAAAUAAAAAUAUUACGUUCGUUUACAUAACGAGAGGAGUGCGUGUAUUGGCUUGAAGCGCCAAGGCGACCACGUAUAAUACAAAA